AUGGACGAGAACAAUAAAGGAGCAGAACACGACAAAAAGAAUGCCAAAGGAGAUGCCAAAAUUGGCAAUGCUCUAAACGUCAAUCAUGAGCCUACGUUAUUGGAAACUGAUCAGGAGUCGACAAAUAUACAACAAGAGCAUAGCUAUGUCUGCAAUGAUAGUCCUAUAUCACAUAAACCUACACAGAAUGAAGGAGAAAACGGUGUAGAUCUCAAUGAAAUGUUGGAAAAUAACAUGCCUGAUUUGGAUACAAGCUACCUGGAUAUUUCAAAAAUGGAAAUUGUGUACGACUUUCCAAAUAUUUCAUUUUGA
This is a messenger RNA of Homalodisca vitripennis (glassy-winged sharpshooter), 312 nucleotides long. RefSeq lists its product as uncharacterized. The record is from RefSeq and is a predicted model, not a curated record. The transcript has 4 exons. Lineage: Eukaryota; Metazoa; Arthropoda; Insecta; Hemiptera; Cicadellidae. The coding region runs from base 1 to 312 and encodes 103 amino acids.